CCUUGUGUCGCCCCGGCACUGUUUUGGUGCGGGACCCCGUUUUGAGCAAAGGGGCUUCAGCAAGACUGUGAAAUGUUUCGGGGUGUUUAGUUUACUUGAAAUUCCCUGACUAUAAACAGAAGAAAGAAAGAUUGUGUUGCAAGCAUUCACGAAAUAAACAGGAAUUAUUUCUUUGGAAAGGGAGAGAAGAGAUAGAGGGAAGAAUGCAAACAAGAAAGCAGCUUGAUCUCAACAUGAGUGCAGAGAGAUUAAACCUGUCCGAUUCAGACAGUCUGUACAAAGGCUCCAAUACCAAUCCAAACUGCAACACGAGUUCUAACUAACACUGUCCAGGAAAACUCAGCAACGGUGAAUAGACAGUAUGAAACAAACUCAAGAUUUUAAUGGAACUUCAUCCACAUUCAGUAAGACACAAGAAGCCAACAUGGAAUCGGGUACAACUUCACAUUGAGAUAGAAACACCUGCGUGAGCGAACAGUCACACGCCUGGAGCAAAUCACUGUAAGACAUGAAAAUGGACGUUGAUUCUGAUAUGAGUUCAGAUGCGAACGCACUUACUCCAGAUUUACAAAUUGGUAGUAAAAGACAACAAGAAAUCAGUCUGGACUCAGACACAAACACUGGUGUGAACGCUCUUACUCCAGAUCCUCAGAUCCACAACGAAACGCAACAGGAUGUGAGAACCGCCUUGAAUUUGGAGUCAGAUUCUGGAAAUAAAUCUCGGAAAAGGAAACUGAGUGGGACAAAUCCCAUUGGGAAACAUGCCUUGAACACGGAAACCACAAAUCCUACAACAAUUCCCAAAAGUGGUGACAGCACUAUCAGUAGUUUGGAAUUAGGAUCGGAUCGGGGACUCAGUUGUGAACGAUACGAGAGGAAGCAGCACCUGAGACUGGAUUUCUCAGAGACCACGGGAUCGGACCAGGGUUUAAAUGCCGCUGCAGAAACCAAGUUGGUUUGCUACGGGCUUUUUUCGGAUUUAAAUUUAGAAACUGCAUCGCCACUUCGCAACACGAAACUGAACCGCGAGGGAACGCAGAGAUUGCAACGCCAAAACCACGGAACUAGGAACACGAAAGCCAAACCCAAUAUUGGAUUACACAGAGAACAUGGAACAAGCUGUCAGGUCACAAAACAGGAACUGCAGAACGCAGCUGGGAAUCUACAAAACACGGAUUCAGAAUCAGAAUUAGUCUUUGAUCCCGAACCCAGGUGUCAAGAUAAGAAACGGAAAGCAAAACUAACUAAAGACACGCGACAAGACGUUCUGACGCAUGUCGCUUUGAACGCGGCUGGAAGUUCACAGAACACAGAUUCAGGAUCAGAAUUAACAAAACAAGACACAAAACCCAAAGCGAUGGAACAGAGUCAGGAAAUGCAAGAAGAAAAUCUGAAACAUGCCAGUACAAAAGCAGCCAGGAAUUCACGGAAGACAGAUUCGGAAACAGAUUUAGACUUUGAUCCUGGACCCAGGUGUCGAGAUGCUAUACGAGAUACAAAACAGAAAGCGCAAAGAGAAACUCCAACACACGUCACAGACUCGGCUCGGACUCUUCACCACGCAGAUUCGGGCUCGAGGCUGGCUGCCGCCAAACACAAGCACGCCUACGAACCGGACUGCCCACAAAGCCUGCUGCCGGCACUGCCUGAAACUUCCGACCCCGGGGACCUGUACAGCGCGAGGGGGGUCCUGUUGAUUGACGCCAUGGGGGUCCCCUACACCCUGUGCAUGUGGCCGAUACUGACUCCCAAAAGCGGGGAGCACCAGAGCGACUCGGCACUGCCGCGUGCCACCGGCAGCCCUCAGCGUACCCACAUCAAAGCCUACGUGUGCACGGUGUGUUCCAGGGCCUUCCCCUACCGCUCCUACCUGGAGAGGCACCGCAUCACUCACCUGGAGAUGAAGCCCUACGUGUGCACCGACUGUGGCAAGGCCUUCAAGCGCUCCUCGCACCUCGCCCGCCACCGACAUGUCCACUCCGACGCUGGCAAGCCCUUCCAGUGCACCGUCUGUCAGAAGGGGUUCCGAGAGCAGGGGGAGCUGCUCCAGCACCAGAGAGUGCACACCGGGGAGCGGCCGUACCAGUGCCAGGUGUGCCGGAUGAGAUUCACCGAGAGAACCACGCUGAGACGACACUGCCAGAGGAAGCACUCCACAGAGGAGCAAGGGCAGAAAGACAAGCCCGAGGCAGGAACGCUGUCCGAUUUGACAGCCAUCUGAAAUGUCUUUAUAAUACAUAUUGGACCCUGGUAUUGAUGUGAUAAAAAUGUCUUUAUAAUAUAUAGUAAACCCUUUAUCGAUCAAAAAAAAUAAAGAAACUAACAAAAAGAAAGCACAAACCAUAAAUCUCAUCAGUAAGACGUGAUUUCAGUAUAACCUUUGGUUAAAAAAAAAAAAUCCUUUAUUUAAUGAAACUUGUAUUGUUCGUGAGUUUAUAUAUAUUAGACAGGUAUGGAAAUAAGGCUCCUGUUGCAUAGCAGUUUCAGCCAUUCUACGUUUUAGUAUGUGCUUGAUUAGCUACAGUGUGUACAGAUAAGCUCAGGUGUGUGUUAUUAAACUCACAGUAAAAUCAGAAUGGGUCUGAACCUCUAUGCAACAGGUGUUAAAUCCAUCUCUGUUGGAGCCCGUCUCCCUACAGUGUGUGUGCGUGUGUAUACACACACACACACACACACACACACAAUGUCCUGUACAAUCCAAAGUUAGUCCAGCACUGUCUGCAAGGCGCUCUCCCCUGGAGCCCCGUAAGGACGGACGCAGUCAGGCAGUGCUGUGUUAGAAGCGAGCACUUUGAAAAUACCAGGCAAGAGAUCACCAUUUUUUUAAUUAAUUUGUUUUUAAAUGCCAUACUAUCGGCCCUGCCCGAUGGGGACACUGCUACGGGAGACGGUUCCUCCCAAUGCUGUUUCUGUCACUUAAUUGGGGCGUCACUUUGUCCAAUUGGAAUACCGUAUUUUAAAAUGAUGAAGCGAGCGAGCAUGACUUGAGCAAACCAGGCUGAUCUCUUGAAGGAGCUUGCUGGAGUCUCCUGUAAUUUCUCAGGCUGCCGUGGAAGGAAAUCUGUCGUGUCGGCAUCCCAGGUGUCUCGCCUUGUUAGUUUAGAAAUAAAAACCAACGAUUCGUUUUGUUUGGAAGCUUCAAGUGCCAUUUAUUCUUAGUGGGAUGUGAUUUUUCUUUAGCGAUAAAAAAACAGUAAAAACGCUUCUCUAUGGGUGUCGUAAUGAGUAUAGAAGUGUGAGUAAGGGCCUUGUUUAAUUGGGAUGUUUUUACCUCUCCUGAAGUGUCCUGAUGAAGCGUUGCCGACUGCUCUUGUGAAGUUACGACUCUCUUCUUUUGGUUUAGAAUCUCGAGUCAGAUUUGUCACGUUAUAAAUAGGCCAUGUUUCUUUAAAAAUAAAAUCUGAAUAAAAAAAAACAAAAACAAAAUGACAACAAAUAAUAGCAGACAUGUGUUGGUCAACCAAGUCCAUAUUACUAAAAAAACUAUUUGCUAUUUUCAACUUCCAGCUAGGCAGUUCAGAGCUGGCCUCUCUAUGUGAGGAAUAUCGUGGCAGGGUCAUAGUUCAAUAGAAAGAGCCACGCAACACCCUGAGCACUCUGCUUAUUGAACACACUCCAGUAAUAUUUUUUUUUUCCCCUCCCCCAGGGUCAACCAGUAUCUUAAUCUGCAUUACAAAAAAAUAGACAAUCAUCUCAUUUUACUGUGUAUUCUAAAAGAAUUUCCUGAACGAGAGACAUCAGAAGUUCUUGUCCUGUGUCAAAAGAUCACUGGAGACUGUGGGAUAGUGUUGUGCUGUGUAUUAAAGACCCCUGUAGCAGUACUACGCUGCUAUUGAAAAAACGUGUAUAAUUCCUCGCAGCACCCAUUAACGGUUUCGGAUCUCACCGCUCUGUGUGAAGAAGCGUCUCUUCCCCUCUGUGGCCUGCGUUUUCUUUGGUUCUGGUUUCUGUGCUGCAGCUGGGUUAGGGUAAGCAGAGCAGCCUUCCUCAUUUCAUUCAAGUCGUGCGGCAGUGUGAUCGUUCAACCUGCCCUGCCUACUCUGCAUUAAUACAGACAGAGAGAGUAGGCGGGGCUGGCAGGGUUCAAAAGCCAGUGUUUCACAUGAUUUUAACUGAAUGAUGAAGGCUCUUCAGUGCCUGGCCGUUAGUAUUCUUCAUACAAGCUCAAAGUCAGGUAAAGGCUGAUUUAAAAUAAGUGAUUAGCAAUGCAAUAGUAACAAGAGAUCCUCUGGCCUGCCCUGCACUUACAUUACAUUUGCUGCUUAGGUCACAGAUGAAGAAACUUUACAGUAAACAUGUAUUUUCAUUUGUUUUCAUUAGGUCUGCCAUGACACUGGGUGAAAGAAUUCAGCUCGCCCAAGCUGUGCUGUCACAUCAGAGUGUGAAGUUGCUGUGUCCUUGGGUCGACAUUGUCAAUACCUUUUAGGAUUUUGAAUGCUUGAAUCAGGUCGCCACGUAGUCU
Polyodon spathula (Mississippi paddlefish) is the source of this 4462-nucleotide messenger RNA. RefSeq names its product zinc finger protein 236-like. The transcript has 2 exons. Bases 509 to 2221 code for a protein of 570 amino acids. Lineage: Eukaryota; Metazoa; Chordata; Actinopteri; Acipenseriformes; Polyodontidae. The record is from RefSeq and is a predicted model, not a curated record. Gene Ontology annotation, cellular component: nucleus.